CUGCUGUUGCCAUUACCACAAAAUCGUUCGACAAACGACAUUUCACCAUUAAACGAAUACGACAGCAGCAUCGACAGCGCCAACCACAAUGAAACAUUUACACCGAAUUACACAUGUAAGAUGGCGUAUGACAUCAUCAUCAUCGUCGUCGUCAUCCAGAUCUACAAGCACCUUAUCCUCACUGUUUAGUAUACCUUGGCUACACUUAAGCUCAUUACUUCUAAUCCUGCUUAGUUAUCACCAACAUACUCAAGCGUUUUGUCCCUCAAAAUGCCAAUGUUUGGGUGGCGAUGCCAACAGUAAGGCCUUCUGUGUGAACGCCGCCCUGGAAGAUGUGCCAAUACAAUUGAAUCCCGAGACCAAAUACAUCAAUUUAACGCUGAACAAAAUACGCAACAUUCAAUUCACCCUGCCAUUCUAUAUGAAAUUGGAAAUACUGGAUUUGUCGCGUAACAUUAUCGAAACAUUGGGCUCGAAAAAUUUCGAAUAUCAAACGGAGAUGCGUACCCUGAAUCUCAGUCACAAUUCUGUGAGUUCGCUGCAAAAGGAUGCCUUCAAGGGUCUGAGUAAUUUGUUGGUAUUGGAUUUAAGUUAUAAUCGCAUUGACAUUGUCGAUCACACAGCCAUGAAUGACUUGACAUCGCUGGUGGAACUGGAUCUGACCAAUAAUAACAUUAUGAGCCUAGAGGAUAACACGUUUCGCAAUUUAAUGUCCUUGGAUAUACUGAUAUUUAAGAAUAAUCAAUUACUGGAUAUACCAGCCAAUAAUCUAAGACAUUUACAAUCGUUAAAGUCUCUAGAUUUAUCGGAUAAUUUGGUCGAAUAUAUACGCAACGAUAGCUUUGAAGGAUUGCGGGAACUGGUAACCUUGACUGUGAGAGGAAAUGUGAUAAGUGAAUUGGAUUUAAGUGCUUUUGAGGGUUUAAUAACCCUUAAGCAUAUGGAUAUAGCCAACAAUAAUUUAACGAUGGUACCCACCCAACAACUUUCGAAACUCUCCAAUUUAACACAUCUGACUUUGAGCGGAAAUCGUUUUACCAAUCUACCGGCUGUGGCUUUCCUAAAUUUGUUUCAUUUACGUGAAUUGCAUUUGAAUCGUUUGGAUUUUCUGCAACGCAUUGAUUCGAGAGCCUUUGUGGACAAUACUCAUUUGCAAAUUCUCCAUCUGAACAAUAAUCCCCUGCUCAGCGAUUUACCUAUGCGCCUGUUCCAAGGUAAUCCCAAUAUCGUUGAAGUCUAUAUGCAAGCGAACAGCCUUCAGACCCUUUAUGCAGCUCAAUUUCCAAUCGAUCAGUUGGAAAAACUCUAUCUGGGCGAUAACCCCUUGCAAUGUAACUGUACACUCUUUUGGCUGUGGCGUUUGGUAACUGGCAACUUCGAAAAUGGUAUACAAGGUCAGGACAUGAAACCGGGCAAUAUGAUGGGACAUCAUGAUGCCGGUUCGGUGGCAGCUUUAGGCUCUGAACCAAAUGCCGAUGGUGAAGAUGAUAACCUGAUACGUGUCGCAGCCUAUGUGGCCGAACGCAAAAAGGAUGUCACAGCUAAAUUCCAAAAUACAAACCCAUCGGUAGCCUCAAGUAGCGGUUAUCUAAAAUUAGAUGCCGAACGCAUUGGCUGUGAAGUGUGGCAUGACAACAAGAGAACACGCAAACAUUUAGCUGCCAUGACAGAAAGUGAAAUAACCUGCCCCGCACAUGUGGUGACAAUUGUGUGUGCUGUGUUAACAUGCCUCUUGGUGGUCAUGACAGGAGCCAGCAUCGUUUUCUAUAUGCGAUUUGUUAAACGCCGCCGAAAGCUUAUGCACGAUCGCUCCCUGCGUUCCGGCAAAUCAAUUGUCAAUGUCCAUGAUCGGAUAUUGCCACAUCAGCCACUGAGUGCAGCUUCAAAUGGUGGUAUCGCCGGAACCCUAAUGAAUGGUGGCUAUCCACAUCACACAAUGCAGCCCCAGAGGACGACGCUCAAUCACAAUAUGCAUCCCAUGCAUCAUCAGGACUAUCAUCAGACUAUGCCGCAGGUGGACAAAUUGGAGUUGGAGAGAUAUUUGACAGCCCAGGCAAUAGCCAACGAGUACCGGGCCCUGAAACCCUGGGAAUUGCCACCUGUUAAGGAUUCCAAUACCUAUACUGAUGAGCCAGAACAUCUCUACGAAAAAUUCGAUCAUUACGACUAUCCGGAUGCCCACUCCAUGUCCAAAUCCUCAAAUGGUAAACUAAUGAUGGGCUCAACUACAUUAUCCUCUACCGGUGGUGGUGUUGGUGGCGGCGUUGGUAUUCAUGGCUAUGCCGGUGGCACUGGUACCAUGAGCAGCAGUGGCAUGAGUAGCAUGGGUGUAGGUAGUACAAGUAGUGUUGUUGGCGGUGUUGGUGGUGGUACUCUUAACAACAAACCCCAUAUAGUUUAUGUAUGAUACAAUGGUAGAGAAAAGAUGAUAAUCGAUAGCGAGCGAUCUUGUGCAUCAUCUAGUGAUACUGUGGCAUUAAGCAAUUGUUUAAAUAAUAAUUACGAUAAUACUA
This is a messenger RNA of Musca vetustissima, 2513 nucleotides long. Its product is annotated as slit homolog 1 protein. Gene Ontology annotation, molecular function: protein binding. The record is from RefSeq and is a predicted model, not a curated record. NCBI's taxonomy places the organism in Eukaryota, Metazoa, Arthropoda, Insecta, Diptera, Muscidae. Bases 89 to 2407 code for a protein of 772 amino acids. The transcript has 3 exons.